This is a messenger RNA of Podarcis muralis (Common wall lizard), 2043 nucleotides long. It is a transcript of the gene IDH1, whose product is annotated as isocitrate dehydrogenase (NADP(+)) 1. NCBI's taxonomy places the organism in Eukaryota, Metazoa, Chordata, Lepidosauria, Squamata, Lacertidae. The record is from RefSeq and is a predicted model, not a curated record. Gene Ontology annotation, biological process: NADP+ metabolic process; isocitrate metabolic process. Gene Ontology annotation, molecular function: isocitrate dehydrogenase (NADP+) activity; NAD binding; magnesium ion binding. Gene Ontology annotation, cellular component: mitochondrion; cytosol; peroxisome.
UGGCGAGGCGGGAUCCUCCCUUCUCCUCUCAAUGGGGGAAUGCGGCGGCACAGGCGGGACUAAGGCGACGGAGGGCCGCCGAGGGAGGAGGCGUGGCCCCAGCAGCCCUUCUUUUAAAAUCAGCCACGGGCAUCAGCUUGCAAGCGCCCUGAGAAACGGCAGCAGCGAGCAGUGGUUGCGGAGGGGACGCCGGCGCAGAGCUCAGCGGGCAAAUCUGCAUUGACUUCGACUCCAAGACCACCGGAGACCUUCAGUGACUUGCAUCUAAGCCGAGAGAGAGAUCACAAUGUCUAAAAAAAUCCAUGGCGGAUCUGUGGUGGAGAUGCAAGGAGAUGAAAUGACCCGUGUGAUCUGGGAUCUGAUUAAGGAAAAGCUGAUCUUUCCCUAUGUGGAUCUAGAUCUUCACAGCUAUGAUCUGGGCAUAGAGAACCGCGAUGCAACCGAUGACAAGGUCACCGUGGAAGCCGCAGAAGCUAUCAAGAAAUACAAUGUCGGAAUCAAGUGCGCUACUAUCACUCCAGAUGAGAAAAGGGUAGAGGAAUUCAAGCUGAAGAAGAUGUGGAAAUCUCCAAAUGGAACGAUCCGAAACAUUCUUGGGGGCACAGUCUUCAGGGAAGCCAUUAUCUGCAAAAACAUCCCCCGACUAGUAUCUAGCUGGGUAAAGCCCAUCAUCAUUGGCCGUCAUGCUUUUGGAGACCAAUACAGAGCCACAGACUUUGUCGUUCCUGGCCCUGGAAAGGUAGAGAUGACCUACACACCGAAGAAUGGAGGCAAACCCAUAACUUAUUUGGUCCAUAACUUUGAAAACUGUGGAGGUGUGGCUCUGGGAAUGUUCAACCUUGACCAGUCCAUUGCGGACUUUGCCCACAGUUCUUUCCAGAUGGCGCUGUCUAAAGCAUGGCCUCUGUACUUGAGCACCAAAAACACCAUUUUGAAGCAAUAUGAUGGGCGUUUUAAGGACAUCUUUCAGGAGAUCUAUGAGAAGGAGUACAAGUCACAGUUUGAGGCCAAAAAGAUAUGGUAUGAGCACCGGCUGAUUGAUGACAUGGUGGCCCAGGCGCUAAAAUCUGAGGGAGGAUUUAUCUGGGCCUGCAAGAACUACGAUGGGGAUGUUCAGUCUGACUCGGUUGCCCAAGGUUAUGGCUCCUUAGGGAUGAUGACUAGUGUCCUGAUCUGCCCAGAUGGCAAAACUGUUGAGGCUGAAGCUGCUCACGGCACAGUCACCCGCCAUUAUCGCUUGUACCAGAAAGGUCAAGAAACCUCUACAAACCCGAUCGCAUCCAUCUUUGCCUGGAGUAGAGGUCUUGCUCACAGAGCAAAGUUGGAUAACAGCACAGACCUUAAGAACUUCGCUUCUGCCUUGGAGGAUGUUUGCAUAGAGACCAUUGAAGCUGGCUUUAUGACAAAAGAUCUGGCUGCUUGUAUCAAAGGGUUACCCAAUGUGACGCGCUCUGACUACUUGAACACAUUUGACUUCAUGGAUAAACUUGCUGAAAACCUAAAGGCAAAGCUCUCUUCCCAGCCAAGACUUUAAGGAACAGACCUCAAGAAUUGCUCCAGAAAGAAGGUCGCCUGCCACAUGAAUGAAUCGCACUGUUGUGUAGUAUAGCACUUGGGGGGGGGGAAUAUGUCUACAUUGUCAGAUUUUGUUUUUUGUAAAAAGGCACACAGGGCAGGCUAGAUGGCUGCCUGUGAAUUAAGCUGUUAGCCUUCUUGCCAACCAAAACCCACAGUGACAGUCCUUACUGGGGGUGGAGAUGAGCUCUACAGUGAAUGAUUUAAAUAAUGGAGUAGGUUUUGUUUUCUAGCUGGCUGUUGGGCCCUUACCGGAGUAUGUAAAGCACUGCAAGAUUUUAAAACCUAGUGAAAUUGGACAAAGGCUGCAAUCCUAACCUCAGUUGCCUGAGAGUAAGCCCCAAUGAGUUCAGUAGGCUUUGCUUCUGAACAGACAUGGUUAGAAGUGCACUGCAAAGCCUCACGUUGGCAGGAUUGUAAGAGGAUUCUACUAAUGUUAGAGUUGUGAGUAUAUGCCACAGUUCAAUA